This is a messenger RNA of Penaeus vannamei (Pacific white shrimp), 1336 nucleotides long. Lineage: Eukaryota; Metazoa; Arthropoda; Malacostraca; Decapoda; Penaeidae. The record is from RefSeq and is a predicted model, not a curated record.
CGACCAAGGGCUCCGCCGUCUCUGCACCUUGGGAAAGAUGACGAGGCCGCUCGCCGUGCUCUACCUGGUGGCCGUGGGCGUCGCCAGCGCCGCGAGCCCCGGCCCCAGCCCCGCCAGCGCCGCGAGCCCCGGACCCGACCUCGUCCGGCCCCAACGCGACGACGACUUCUCCAUCGAGAUCUUCGAUCCCGAGGACGAGAUCCUCCUUUCCGACCUGUAUGCAAUCGGCGGCUACGGCUUAGGGGCAGGCUUCUCUGGGCACCGACAGACUGGUGUAUCAGGAUUCCGGCCCGGCUUCCAGGGCCAGCGGGGCAAGCCGGGAAAGGGAAGUCGCUACCCCGUAGGAGGAUCCUUGUCAGGAGCAGGUGGAUUCCCGUCAGGAAGCGGAUCCUUGUCAGGAGCAGGUGGAUUCCCAUCUGGAGGAAGUGGAUCCUUAUCAGGGGCAGGUGGAUUUCCAUCUGGAGGAGGUGGAUUCCCGUCAGGAAGCGGAUCCUUGUCAGGAGCAGGUGGAUUCCCAUCUGGAGGAGGUGGAUUCCCGUCAGGAAGCGGAUCCUUGUCUGGAUCAGGUGGAUUCCCAUCUGGAGGAAGUGGAUCCUUAUCAGGAUCAGGUGGAUUCCCAUCUGGAGGAAGUGGAUCCUUAUCAGGAUCAGGUGGAUUCCCAUCUGGAGGAAGUGGGUCCUUAUCAGGAUCAGGUGGAUUCCCGUCAGGAAGUGGAUCCUUGUCUGGAUCAGGUGGAUUUCCAUCUGGAGGAAGUGGAUUCCCGUCAGAAAGUGGAUCCUUGUCUGGAUCAGGUGGAUUCCCAUCUGGAAGUGGAUCCUUAUCAGGAUCAGGUGGAUUUCCAUCUGGAGGAAGUGGAUUCCCGUCAGGAAGCGGAUCCUUGUCUGGAUCAGGUGGAUUCCCAUCUGGAGGAAGUGGAUCCUUGCCUGGAUCAGGUGGAUUUCCAUCUGGAGGAAGUGGAUCCUUAUCAGGAUCAGGUGGAUUCCCGUCAGGGAGCGGAUCCUCGUCUGGAGGAAGUGGAUUCCCAUCUGGAGGAGAUGGAUUUCCAUCGUUGUCAGGAGCAGGCGGAUUCCCAUCUGGAGGAAGUGGAUCGUUGUCAGGAGCAGGUGGAUUCCCGUCAGGAAGUGGAUCGUUAUCAGGAGCAGGAGGAUAUCCGUCAGGAGGAAGUAGAUCCUCGGCUGGAAAAGGUGGAUUCCCAUCCGGAGGAAGUAGUCGCUCGUCUAGCAGAGGCUGACACUCCUCUGGAAAGGCACUCGAGGUGGCUGCUAAAUAUAUUCGCCUUAUCCCUUACCUGUUACCUUGACGGGUUCCUAUUCAUUAAAGUCUAUGUUCUCUGAUA